Eptesicus fuscus (big brown bat) is the source of this 4727-nucleotide messenger RNA. It is a transcript of the gene TSHZ1, whose product is annotated as teashirt zinc finger homeobox 1. The transcript has 2 exons. Gene Ontology annotation, cellular component: nucleus. The record is from RefSeq and is a predicted model, not a curated record. Gene Ontology annotation, molecular function: DNA binding; DNA-binding transcription factor activity, RNA polymerase II-specific. NCBI's taxonomy places the organism in Eukaryota, Metazoa, Chordata, Mammalia, Chiroptera, Vespertilionidae. Gene Ontology annotation, biological process: regulation of transcription by RNA polymerase II. The coding region runs from base 127 to 3372 and encodes 1081 amino acids.
AGCCCGGAGCCCGCGGGGACGAGGCCAAAGUUGGGCGCGCCGCGGAGUUGCGCCCGGGGCCCCGCGUCCCCGCGCCCCGCGAACUCCGGCGGCGGCUGAGACGAAGGCUACGGCGGCCCGAGCAGCAUGCCGAGGAGGAAGCAGCAGGCCCCCCGGCGCUCGGCAGCUUAUGUUCCCGAGGAAGAAUUGAAGGCAGCAGAAAUAGAUGAAGAAAACGUGGAGGAGGAUGGGCUGUCCCUGGACAUUCAGGAAGGUGACUACGUGGGCGGCGACGAAGCCGAGAUCAAAGAGGCCCCGAGCUACCAGGACUCCCCCAUCAGCACGGCCACCAACCAGGACGCCGGCUACGGGUCGCCUUUCAGUGAAAACAGUGACCAGCUCGCCCAUUUCAAAAGCUCCUCCUCCAGAGAAGACAAAGAGGACCCACAGGGUCCAGACAGCGCCUCCUCCUACCCCCAGGACAGCUUGGCACAAAUCAAGGCCGUCUACGCGAACUUAUUCUCAGAGUCCUGCUGGUCCAGCUUGGCACUGGAUUUAAAGAAGUCCAGUUCGACCACCAGCAGCAACGAUGUGGGCCCCAAGGAGAGCUCCACCCCCACCCCCACGCCCCCCGCCACAACGACGGUGGGGACCACCGGCACCACCGCCAGCACACCCAGCUCCAGCUCCAGCUCCAGCACCAGCUCCAGCACCAGCACCAGCACCAGCAGCAGCGGUGGCUCGGGCUACGACUGGCAUCAGGCCGCGCUGGCCAAGACGCUGCAGCAGACGUCCACGUACGGGCUGCUGCCUGAGCCCAGCCUGUUCAGCACUGUGCAGCUCUACAGGCAGAACAACAAGCUGUAUGGCUCGGUGUUCACGGGCGCCAGCAAGUUCCGCUGCAAGGACUGCAGCGCCGCCUAUGACACGCUGGUGGAGCUGACGGUGCACAUGAACGAGACGGGCCACUACCGCGAUGACAACAGGGACAAGGACUCCGAGAAGACCAAGCGGUGGUCCAAGCCCAGGAAGCGCUCCCUGAUGGAAAUGGAAGGGAAGGAGGACGCCCAGAAGGUGCUCAAGUGCAUGUACUGUGGCCACUCCUUCGAGUCCCUACAAGACCUGAGCGUCCACAUGAUCAAGACUAAGCAUUACCAGAAAGUGCCUCUGAAGGAGCCAGUACCAGCCAUCACCAAACUGGUCCCUUCCACAAAAAAGCGAGCCCUUCAGGACCUGGCGUCCCCGUGCUCCCCCGAGCCAGCGGGGGUCGCCACAGAGGCCGCUCUGAGUGAGUCAGCCAAGGACCAGAAGACCGCCAACCCCUACGUGACACCCAACAACCGCUACGGCUACCAGAACGGCGCCAGUUACACCUGGCAGUUUGAGGCCCGCAAAGCGCAGAUCCUCAAGUGCAUGGAGUGCGGCAGCUCCCACGACACCUUGCAGCAGCUCACCGCCCACAUGAUGGUCACUGGCCACUUCCUGAAGGUGACCACUUCCGCCUCCAAGAAGGGGAAGCAGCUGGUGCUGGACCCUGUGGUGGAGGAGAAGAUCCAGUCCAUCCCUCUGCCCCCCACCACGCACACCCGGCUCCCCACCCCCCACGUCAAAAAGCAGCCCGACUCGCCGGCAGGGUCCACGACCUCCGACGAGAAAAAGGAGCCAGACAAGGAGAAGGCACCAGUCGCAGGUGACACGGAGAAGAAGAUCAAGGAGGAGAGCGAGGACGCCUCCGAGAAGUUUGAGCCCACCACGCUCUAUCAGUACCUCCGCGAGGAGGACCUGGACGACAGCCCCAAGGGCGGGGUGGACAUCCUGAAGUCCCUGGAGAACACGGUCUCCACAGCCAUCAGCAAAGCCCAGAACGGCGCGCCCUCGUGGGGCGGCUACCCCAGCAUCCAUGCGGCCUACCAGCUGCCGGGCGCCGUGAAGCCGCUGCCGGCCGUGCAGAGCGUGCAGAUGCAGCCGUCAUAUGCUGGCAGCGUGAAGUCGCUGUCCUCGGAGCACAACGCGCUGCUGCACUCCCCGGGGAGCCUCACGCCGCCGCCCCACAAGAGCAACGUGUCGGCCAUGGAGGAACUGGUAGAGAAGGUCACGGGCAAGGUCAACGUGAAGAAGGAGGAGAGGCCCGUGGAGAAGGAGAAGGGCUCACCGGCCAAGGCCAUGUCCCCUGUGGCCAAAGAGAAUAAGGAUUUCCCAAGGACGGAGGACAGCAGCAGCAAAACCCAGCAGAAGAAGGGCCCGGAGGUGGAGGCGGGCAAGGCCAAGAAGGAGGGUGCAGGGGAGGCCCACACCCCCAAUGGCACGGAGCCGCUCAAAGCCAAAGUCACCAACGGCUGCAGCAGCCUGGGCAUCAUCACGGACCACUCGCCGGAGCCAUCGUUCAUUAGCCCUCUGAGCGCGCUGCAGUCCAUCAUGAACACACACCUGGGCAAAGUGUCCAAGCCCGUGAGCCCCUCGCUGGACCCGCUGGCUAUGCUGUACAAAAUCAGCAACAGCAUGCUGGACAAGCCCAUCUACCCCGCCACCCCCGCCAAGCAGGCCGACGCCAUUGACCGCUACUACUACGAGAACAGCGACCAGCCCAUCGACCUGACCAAGGCCAAGAACAAGCCCCUGGCCUCCGGCGUGGCCGACACGGUCUCCUCGCCCCUGCGGGAGAGCGCGCUCAUGGACAUCUCCGACAUGGUGAAGAACCUCACGGGCCGGCUCACCCCCAAGUCCUCCACGCCCUCCACGGUGUCCGAGAAGUCAGAUGCCGACGCCAGCAGCUUCGAGGAGGCGCUGGACGAGCUGUCGCCUGUUCACAAGCGGAAGGGCCGCCAGUCCAACUGGAACCCCCAGCACCUGCUCAUCCUGCAGGCCCAGUUCGCCUCCAGCCUGCGGGAGACGCCCGAGGGGAAGUACAUCCUGUCGGACCUGGGCCCGCAGGAGCGGGUGCACAUCUCCAAGUUCACGGGGCUCUCCAUGACCACCAUCAGCCACUGGCUGGCCAAUGUCAAGUACCAGCUGAGGAGGACAGGCGGGACCAAGUUCCUGAAGAACCUGGACACAGGGCACCCUGUGUUCUUCUGCAACGAUUGUGCCUCUCAGUUCAGAACUGCGCCCACGUACAUCAGUCACCUAGAGACGCACCUGGGCUUCAGCCUGAAGGACCUCUCCAAGCUGCCCCUCACCCAGAUUCAGGACCAGCAGAGUGUCUCAAAGGUCCUGGCCAACAAGGCCGUGGGCCCGGUGGGGGCUGCCGAGGACGAUCUGGGCUCCACAUUCCAGUGUAAGCUGUGCAACCGGACUUUUGCGAGCAAACACGCAGUCAAACUGCACCUUAGCAAGACCCACGGCAAGUCCCCGGAGGACCACCUGAUCUACGUGACAGAGUUGGAGAAACAGUAGCGGCCAGGUACGCGAGGGACCCCACCCGGCACAUUGCACUAAACGUCUUCACACUGCACUAGGCCCGGCCUGAGCCUCCAAAAUCAGCCUUCCUUGGUUGCCGAACGGCCUGUCUGGACCUCGGUUUUUCUUACACACAUUUUGUAGCUAUAUUUAUAUGCUCUUUGUCUGAUUGCGCAUGUCAUUUUUCUUUUUCCGUGAGUCAAAGUCUGACCUUUAUUUUCAACAUCUGUUCUUGAUGUUAAGCUAUCUUUUGUAGGAAAUGAUGGGGCACACUACUCAGAGACACCAACUUAGCAGGAAAGAAAGACACAAAUAACAAUGAUAAAAAGACAUCCUAAACAUUACAAAGUUGCCAUGACAAUAAAGGUCAUAGGACCUAGUGGUGUCAAAUUUAACCCUUUGAGGACUGUAAUUGCAUCUCUGUGCCUUUCACUCCAAAAAAAAAAAAAAAAAAAAAAAAGAAAAGAAACAAAAAAGCUUAAAGGCAUUUCAUUCAGAUCAAAAGCUGUGUCAGACACAAAACUUAUUUAAUAAUUAAAAAAUGAGCUUUUAUAUGCAGACUGGUUUGUGAAGGGAACAUGCAUGCCGCUGUUGGAAGACAGAAGUUGUCUAGGACUUGCGGGGUUAGGAAGCCACAACGUCACACGUUCAAAACAAAAAACUAACAACAAACACCCCAGUUGCCACUAUGCCCAAACCCUCUGGAUGCUGAAGAAAAUGCCACUUUUGGCAAAAAAAAAAAAAAAGAAAAAAAAAAGAAAAAAAAGUAUGCAAGCUAUUAUUUAAAACAUGUAAAAAUGCUAUUUCUUUUUUUCCUGUAAAAUACUGCAGUUUAUAGUUAUUUACAAAUGUAAGCUUUGGUACAAGCUGACCUUUCUAUAGCGCGCUGCAUCGAUAAAUGGAAAAAAAAAUGGGGCAAAUGUCGGAGUACUUCCCUUAUAAAUUGGCAGCAUCCGCUUAAAAACUCCUCUCUCCUACCAUCCCAAAUGGUUACCUAUCCUACCAUUUUAACCUAUCCGACUUUCUUUGUACCUUCUGGCUGUAUGCUUUCUCUUUUAACUUUUUAUAUUGUCAUUUUAUAUUAAAUUUCUGUGUAUAUAAUGUAAAACCACGAUUUUUGAAUAAAAAUUAGUUCCUGCAGCUUGAUUUAAAUAGAGAAAUUUUACUGGCAUUUGCAUCUCUCCAGAUGCAUGUAUAUCAGACAAAAAAUAAAUAAAUGAAGACAAAGCAAGGCACUAUUAAUUAUACGUUUGAUGUUCUGUCAUUAAUAUUGUACAGUACAUUUGGGUUCACACAAUUAAAUCCACUGUUUUCUCAACUGUAAAAUAAAUCCUCACGCCGUUCUUGGUUUA